Molecule: messenger RNA, 3981 nt
Organism: Lucilia cuprina (Australian sheep blowfly)
Lineage: Eukaryota; Metazoa; Arthropoda; Insecta; Diptera; Calliphoridae
Gene: AP-1gamma
Product: AP-1 complex subunit gamma-1
Exons: 15
Coding region: 558-3398 (946 amino acids)
Biological process (GO): receptor-mediated endocytosis; intracellular protein transport; Golgi to vacuole transport
Cellular component (GO): AP-1 adaptor complex; membrane coat; Golgi apparatus
Molecular function (GO): clathrin-cargo adaptor activity
Source: RefSeq, a predicted model, not a curated record
AAAACAGCUUUAACAUAUAAAACUAUUGAAACAUAUAGUUUACAUGAGAUAUAAAAACAUAAAUACUUAACAUACAUGUACUUGCCAUUUGAAUUUUAACUUUUUAAACACGUCUGAGUUCUCAGUAACGUAAAAACAUUACAUUGUUCGAAAUUUCAAACUCACUUACAAACGUAUUGAUCUACAGCUGAGUCUUUAGCAAUUACGUAUUAAGCUUACAAAUAACAAUAAAUAUAUAUACAUUUUUCUUAAUAUCCAGAACAAAAUAAGAAAAAAAAAAUAAUAAAAUAAAAAGUGUUAACAACAAACAGCAGCAAUAACAAGAAGAGUAACUCAGUCAGUUAGUCGGUUAAGUGAUUCAUUGAUACUUUAUAACUAAUUACUACUACUCUUACUCACUCAAAAUCUCUACGUCUUUUCCCUCAAACUACAUUAACUCCUCUUUCUUCACGUCUUGUGUUUGCGGUUUGCUACAAAAUCUCAUCAUAAUUAUAUCUACGCCACCACAACCGUCAUCAUCAUUGAAUACAAAUAUUGAAAUAUAAAAACAGCUCAAUAUGAAUUCGGAGCAUGGAUUUAAUCCAGCCUUUAAUAUGGCCACCAUAAGGCAAGCUUUCUCAGAGGCUGUUGAAAGAGUGAGGAUGCCUACACCUACACGUUUAAGAGAUCUCAUAAGACAGAUACGUGCUGCUCGUACAGCUGCAGAAGAACGUGCUGUUGUUAAUAAAGAAUGUGCCUACAUACGCACUACUUUUCGAGAAGAGGAUCCCGUAUGGAGAUGUCGCAAUAUUGCCAAAUUAUUAUACAUACACAUGUUGGGUUAUCCGGCACACUUUGGGCAAUUGGAAUGUUUAAAAUUGACAGCCAGUACACGUUUUACAGAUAAACGUAUUGGUUACUUGGGAGCCAUGCUGCUGUUAGACGAACGUCAAGAUGUUCAUUUAUUAAUAACAAAUUGUUUGAAAAAUGAUUUAAAUAGUUCAACACAAUUUGUUGUGGGUUUGGCUUUGUGCACCCUGGGUGCCAUUGCCUCACCUGAAAUGGCACGUGAUUUAGCCAGCGAAGUGGAGCGUCUUAUGAAAUCACCAAAUACUUAUAUACGCAAAAAAGCCAUCCUUUGUGCUUUUCGUGUUAUACGCCGCGUACCAGAAUUAAUGGAAAUUUUCUUACCGGCCACUCGUUCGCUGUUGAGUGAGAAAAAUCAUGGUAUUCUAAUAACGGGUGUUACAUUAAUAACAGAAAUGUGUGAAAACAGUGCCGAUACUUUGAUGCAUUUUAAAAAGAUUGUACCAAAUUUGGUGCGCAUUUUGAAAAAUCUUAUAUUGGGUGGCUAUUCGCCGGAACAUGAUGUUAGCGGUGUAAGUGAUCCAUUUUUACAAGUGAAAAUCUUAAGAUUAUUACGUAUUUUGGGACACAAUGAUACGGACGCUUCGGAGGCCAUGAAUGAUAUAUUAGCACAAGUGGCUACCAAUACAGAGACAAGUAAAAAUGUGGGCAAUACUAUAUUGUAUGAGACAGUAUUGUCUAUAAUGGAUAUAAGAUCCGAGGGUGGCUUACGUGUUUUGGCUGUUAAUAUAUUGGGUCGUUUCUUAUUGAAUUCGGAUAAAAAUAUACGUUAUGUGGCUUUAAAUACUUUACUGCGUACGGUACAUGCUGAUACCUCAGCUGUACAGAGACAUCGUACUACAAUUUUGGAGUGCCUCAAGGAUCCGGAUGUAUCGAUACGAAAACGUGCUAUGGAAUUAUCAUUUGCUUUAAUUAAUGCCCAAAAUAUACGUACGAUGACAAAAGAAUUGCUAUUGUUUUUGGAAAAAGCCGAUCCAGAAUUUAAAGCUCAAUGUAGUUCGGGUAUGAUUUUAGCAGCUGAACGUUAUUCACCCAAUACAAGAUGGCAUUUAGAUACACAGCUAAGUGUUUUAAUAGCGGCUGGUAAUUAUGUACGUGAUGAUGUGGUCUCAUCAACUAUACAACUUGUUUCUAGCAGUCCUGCUUUAGAGCAAACUUAUAUAACCAAUCGUUUUUGGGAAUCUUUACAAGUGUCCAAUCACUGUGAAGAUAAACAACCUUUACUGCAGGUGGCUGUUUGGGCCAUUGGUGAAUAUGGUGAUAUGUUUAUGUAUAGUUCUAAUGAUGAUGAAUUUGAACGUCCCUCAGAGAGUGAAUUAAUUGCAAUGUUCCAUAAAUUUUUAACUUCUGCUCAAGUUUCCAUAACUAGCAAGCAAUACGCUUUAGUGUCCUUAGCCAAGCUAAGCACUAGACUACAAAGUUGUGUGGAAGAAGUCCAGGCUUUGAUCACUUCCUUUGGUAGCCAUUUAAAUGUUGAUUUACAACAAAGAGGUGUAGAGUUUUCACAACUAUUUGGCACUUAUAAACACUUACGUCCAGCUCUUUUGGAGAAAAUGCCAGCCAUGCAAGUGAGUCGCAUGUCUUCACAGAAUGGUGAGAGCAGCGGUUCAUACGAUGACAAUAGUCCCGAUCUAAUCGAAAAUGGUUUAGCUGAUGAACAAAUCAAUACGGAAAGCAAUAUGAACAACAUGAGUGAUAAUACGAACAUUCUAUUGGAUCUUUUGGGUGGCUCAGAUUUAACCACCAAUACCAACACUGCGAUAACAACAUCAACAGAUUUAUCGGUGCAAAAGAAAAAUACGCUCAAUGCUAAUAACGAUACAACAACAACUGCAAAUAAUCAAGAUUUUCUCGAUUUAUUGGGUUUGGACAUGUCAUCGGCCACACAAUCAUCCACAACAACAACAAAUGCUACCUCCAAUGUCCUCAAUACAAAUAUGAAUAAUGUUUUAGUGGGUACAGGUGGUGGUCUUGGUGUUGGUGGCGGCGUGGGCAUGAUAGGCGGUUUAGGUGAUUUAAAUAGUAUUUUAUCAACAACAACAACAACAUCAACCACCGUAGUACCAACAAAUGGUAAUGAUUUAUCUUCAAUUAUGGCUGCCGCUAGUAUAACAACACCGUCAAUGGAUUUAACACAACAGAAUACUUUAAUUAGUGAUCCUUUAGCAACAGCAACAACUGCUUCAAAUAAUGUUAGUGUGCCUCAAGGUCCAAAAUUGACAGCUUUGAAUAAGAAUGGUGUUUUGGUUCAAUUAGUACCGGUUAAAGCUAAUGAUUCAAUGCAAAUUUAUAUGACAACUACAAAUAGUUCGACAUCAACAUUGGAACAAUAUCUAUUUCAGGCGGCAGUUCCUAAAAGUUUUACUCUACAAAUGCUGUCACCAUCUGGUUCAGUUUUACCACCGGGUGGUGUUAUAACACAAGAAAUGCGUGUUGUCAGUACAUCAAGUGCUACACUACGCAUGCGUAUACGCAUAUCAUACAUAAUUGAUGGUGUUAAUGUUCUAGAACAGACAGAAGUGAGUGGUUUUCCUGAUACAACACCAGAAUAGGAAUAACUUUUAAGUUAAACAAAAAAAAAAAUAAAUAAACUAAAAUUUACAGUAUAAUUACUAAAAAAAAUGAAAAUAUGAAAACAAGAAAACCCUACAUAAAAGUUAAACAACUGCAGAAUAAUAAAAACAACAAAAAAAAAACUUAUAAAUUUAAUCAUAACACAAAAACUAUACAAAACAUAUAGUGAUGAAGCAGAGAGAAUGAGAUAACAAUUAGCAAAAUCAAAUUCAUUUCAUUUAAACAGGUAAUUAAGUUUAAACAAAAAAACCAUUACAUUAAAUAAAUGAAAAAUAUAAAUAAAACUAUAAAUAAAAACUACAUACAUACUUACUAACAAAACAAACAAACAACAACAACAAUUUUAUGAAAAAAAAACAAACACAAACUCCCUCCCUUUUUGCGAUAUGAAAACGAAUUAAAAAAAAUUUCUUUGGAAAAGAAUGUGAGAUAGUACUUUUGAAUAGGAAAAGAAAAACAAAACAAAAAUACAUAAAAUAUAUAUUUUUUUGUAAUAUACAACAAAAUUACACUAAACAAAGGACUUUUUUCUAUUAAUAUAUCUUUUUAAAACAAAUAUAA